CGGUUUCAUUUCGGGAAAUGGGAGACUGUGGAGGCCGACUACGCCGGCCGCCAUUUGCUUCAGACGUCGAACGGAAUAGUUGUAGAUCAGGAGAAGUAUAUCAGGGAACAGCUCUCGACAAUGUACUUGACUAAGGAUCGACGAUCGCAGCCAGAGCCGCCGCUGUCUCGAGACGAGAUCAGCUCGUAUCGUGAUGUAGCAGCUCAGGUCCAGUGGCUCGCGAGGGAGUCGCGCCUGGGCGUUGCCGGCUCGGCCUCUCUGCUUGCGGCAGCCUUGCCGACGCCGAGUGUUGCCGACGCGCUUGCCCUGAUAAAGGUCUGCAAGCAUUUGAAGGCGCCCCCAGAGCAGCGUCUGACGAUUUGGGCGUUGGAUCCAUCGUCAGUGACUCUUGUCGCGGCGAGCGACGCCGGAGGCCUCACGGGCCGCGCGUGGAAGGCGGUGGAGCCCCUGCUGGACGACCUGGCGUCGCUCACCCAGGACGGCUCGCACCAGAAGGUCAUCGAGGCUCUCGAUGGCCUGGACAAGGUAGCGGUGGUGCGCAAGCAGCAGAAGUUCGACGAUUUCUUCAAGAGGUCCCGCCGUCGUCGUGGCCAGGAGAUCGUCGAGUAUUUGAGGACGUUCCACGACAAGUACAAGGAGCUGACAGAGCUGGACACGGGGACGAAACUCAGCGACGAUCUCUACGCGUACUUCCUCCUUGAGGGGGCUAUGCUGACAGACGACCAGAAGAGGCUGGUCACGAUGGUGGCGGACAACAAGUAUGAGACAAAGGCCUUCGAGAACACACUGAAGACGAACUACCACGACCUCCACCUGCAGGGGAAGACCUCCCGGCCGCCACAGCCUCAUCCUCAUGGACGCUCGAAGGGUGGAGGCAAGGGCGGCAAGGACAAGUCCAAGAAGCAGGCGAGGGUGUACUACACGGAGGCGGACGACGUGGACAACGAGGAGGACGAGCAGGACGAGGACUACGACGACGAGGUCUACGAGGCCUACGAGGGCGGUGACGCCGAGGAGGACAUCGCCAGCGACGCUGGCGCGAGUCAGGACGAGGCGAUCAACAACGCGUACGCCGCCUACGACACUGCGCGGGCCAAGGUUCGGGACCUCCAGCGGAAGCGUGGCUUCUUCAAGGCGGAGGGCACGCUGACUUUUGAGGAGCGCAAGGCCGAGAUCGCAAAGGACAAGCAGCGCGCGCACUGCGGGGCGUGCGGCAAGCUCGGCCACUGGGCGGGGGACCCGGAGUGCCCCAUGGGCCCGAACAGGCCGAAGCCGUCGGCGAAGCCGAAGAGUCGAGCGGAUCCACGUGGACGAGCAGCGGCGCUUUCGCGCCCGGCAUGGAGCAGCCCCUCGGCUUCGGGCAGCAGUCCCCGCCCAUCGAGCAGCACCAGUGCCAAGAAGCAGAGGGGCGCGACCCUUUUCGUGCUGGACGACGUCGAGUACGACUCGGCCUUCCUCGUCAGCUCGGACCGCGGCUCCGACCUCGGCUCCUUCAAGCUCGUGGGCAGCGACGUCGGCGACAGCGCGAGCGUGGUCAGCGACGGCCUCAGCACGAUCCUCCCGACGAUGAAGGACGACGAGGUGCUGCCGUGCCCGAAGUGCUCCAAGGCUCUGGUGGCUCGCCAGAAUCAUCGGACAGGCGGCUGGUUCUUCGGAUGCAGUCAGUUUCCGGACUGCAGGGGCGCGCUGAACUACAACGAGGUACCCGGGGAAGGAUUUUUGGAGAUGGUGCUUAUGGUGAGUGAAGACAGUGACGCGUCUGACGUGCCAGCGGCGCUCAUCGAUGCCGGUUGCGCAAGAUGUAUGCGCGGCAAACAGUGGCGGGAGCUGUACGAGAAGAGGUGCCUGCAUCCCCGCGGCCUCGAGAUCAAGAUGACGGACCGCGUGGGGAGCUUCUCCUCGGCCUUCGGCAAGAGGCAGGAGGGGCGCGCGGUCGAGAUCCCGGUCGCCCUUGGCGGCCGCCGCGGGGUGAUCUUCAGCGCGGAGAUGGAGGACUGCGACGCCCCGCUUCUGGUCAGCCUGGCGUCGCAGGAGGCGCUGGGUGCCGUGCUCCACUUGAAGGAGAUGCGGAUGGAGCUGCAGACGCUCGCCGUGGACGUGCAGCUGCUCAAGGUGGGCGGUCACUUGGCAGUGCGACUUGAUGACUGGGGAGACGAUGAUGGUCACCGAUCGGCAUCAGCUUCGAGUUCAGGGCCAGCGACGGCGAUCUCGAAGAAUAGGGACUCGGAGUUCUUCUAUGCGCAGGCGCGGAAGGAGUCGGUCUUCGAGGAGUCCGACGGCGAGGAGAUCCGAGUCGAGGAGGAGGUUGGCCGCGCCUUCCUGUCGAGGGAUCGCGGCGUGCUGGCCACCGACGCGACAGGGUUCGAGGCGGAGCGUUUCGUGACCGCCGACUUCCAGACCACGGUGGUGUUCGAGCCGUUCGGCGGAGAGCACAUCCUGACGCGCUACGGUGCAAAGGGGCACGGUUGGAUGCAGUCUCAGCCGUUGGAUGUGGACCACUCUCCCGACUAUGACUUGCUCAAGGGCCCUGGACGGGCCUUAUUCUACCGGAUCCUCGACCUGCACUGGCCUUACAUCACAGUGUUGGCUUUUCCCUGUCAUCCGUGGUCUUUGAUGACCAACAUGAACAGGCUCACCGACUGGGAUGAAGUCCGCAGGAGUGCCCGCCGCUAUCUUUUGCUUGUUCGGAGGGUAUCUCGGUGUGUGCAUGCGAGAGGGCGGUAUUUCUUGAUCGAGCAGCCUUUGACAGCACUUUCUUGGGAGUAUGAUGGCAUCCUGAUACGUUUGUGGGAUUUGGAAGGUGUUGUGUUUGUGCGCGGAGAUCAAUGUGCCUACGGAGCCUGCGACAAGGAUACGGGCAAGCCGAUCGAGAAGCCGACGGGGUGGCUCGCGAACAGCGCAGCGGGGGCGAACCACCUGAGCAAGCGCUGUGCCUGUCCGCCCGGCGCCCACCAGCAGCUGCUCGGGAGGAACUCGGGCGGCUAUCGGGCGCAGCAGGCGGCAGCCUACCCCGUGGGCCUCGCGAAGGCCUUCUGUCGCGGCGUGCUCCAGCAGAUGCAGAUCGACUACCGCAGCUCGCUAGUCAUGGAUGCGGCCUUCCCGGUGGAGGAUGCUUUCCCUCACGAGCGUCCGCGAUCGCGGAGCCCGCCGCGGGGGGGGCCUGUGCCAGAGGAGGCGCACCAGGAGGGCCCGCCUCUCGGAGAGGACGCGCCGCCUGCCGAGGCGGCGGCGGAGGCCCCAGAGGCACCGGCCGAGGUGCCCGUGAGGCCCAGGCGCGGCCGAGCGCCUGCUCGCCGCGAGCGCGGCGUGCCUCCUGGCGGACGCCCGCUGGGCUUCCGCCGGGGGCGUCGUACGCAGUGCGGCGAGUUCGAGCUGCUGACGGUGGAGCUGUGCGCUGAGCUGGACACGUUCCGGAGUUGGCAUAGGAGGUUACUGGAGAAGAUGGGCGAGGAUAUCGAGACGAUCAUCUGGGGCUCGGACCUCUUCCUGGAGGAGCUGGGAGGAGUCGUCAGCGAGCCGCUGAAGAUGGUGAAGGCUAGACGUGGGGGUCAGCGACUCCAGACGGCGCAGCCGCAGCUGCGCGCCGCGGACGCCCCGCUCAGGAUGGUCACUGCGCUCAAGGGCGACCAGCUCUUCAGGCUAGACUUCGAGGACUGGUCGCAACAGUCACUGCAAGCGCGACGGCGCUGGUUGCCACGACAUCUAUUCGAGAACGACGUGGUGGUCUUCUACUUCGCGGGCUACGAGCGGGGCGACCUGCCCGAGGGGCCGGCUGCAGCACAGCAGCGGGGCGCCUCGCGGGAGAGGAAGCGACGUUGGGAGCUGUUGCCGAGAGCCGUCAAGAGGGCGAUCGAGAGGGUGCACGUGAACCUCGGGCACCCCUCGCGGCCCGCGCUGCUCAGGGCGUUGCGCCUGGGCAAGGCAACGGCGCUGGCGCUGAAGGCAGCGAGGCUGUUUGUCUGUGAGAGCUGCCGGCGAGUGCAGCGACCCAGCGUCCCACGUCCGAGUCAGCUCCCGAGGGUCGACGAGUUUAACGUGCUGCUCGCGAUGGACUGCUUCGAGAACGUCGACAGCGCCGGCAACAACUGGGAGUUCCUUGGCAUCAUGUGUAUGGGGACGAACUUCCACGUGGUUUGCCUGCUGGAGGACACUCACAAGAACCCCAAGGCCUCGGAUGCCAGGAAGUUCUACGAGCUCUGCUGGGUCUCCUGGGCUGGCCAGCCGGAGGAGGCGAUCAUGGUGGACCGCGCGCUGUCCUUCCUGGGCGAGUUCGCGGACUACCUGGAGCAGGAGGGCGUGCGCCUGGACUCGGCCGCUCUGGCCUCGCCGUGGCACAUCGGCAAGAUGGAGCGCCGCGACGGCAUCUGGAACUCGAUGCUCACGAGGGUGGUGCACGACAAGCAGGUGGCGGGCCUUGAGGAGGUGAGGGCGGCAGUGACGGAGUGCAACAGGGCCAAGAACGCGCUGGCCCGGCGGGCUGGUUUCAGCCCCUACCUUUGGGUCCUCGGCCGGGAUGCUCGCCUCCCGGCGAGCCUCGCGGACGACGCCGAGGUGGAGCGUGUGGGCGAGCAGGUGGCAGCUGCUACGCCGGGCUCGCGUUUUGCCCGUAAGGUGGAGAUCAGGAACCAGUGCCGGAUGGCUUUCAUCCAGACCGACACGGAGGAUCGACUUCGACGAGCAGAGCUUCGACAGAUACGACCGACGAGAGGGCCGUUCGUUGUCGGCCAGUGGGUGCUUUUCUACGAUCAAGCGCAGCCAGCCAAGCAUCGGCCUGAGCAUCCAGACAACUGGCGAGGGCUGGCGCGCGUGAUCGGACAUGAGGGACGGCAUGGAGUGUGGCUUGCUUUCCGUGGUCUCACCGUGCUCGCGAGCCCGGAGCUUUUGGCUGCAGCGACUGGCCACGAGAUCCACGCCUGGAGAUCGAUUGCGCAGGAGCAGGAGUUGGUGCACGACACGCCCGUCAGCGGCGGCAGCGGCUUCGUGGACCUGCGAGGCCGGCCCAAGCCCCCCGCCGCGGCGGGGCAGGAGCCCGCUGAGCAGGGCGACGAGAGCGGCAUGGACGUAGGGCCGCGGGCGGAGGUGCCGGAGGAGCCGCAGCCCGCCUCGGCCCCCCCUGAGCCGGAGGCGCCUCCGGCCCCGCCUGAGGCGGAGGCUCCCCGCGCGGCUCCAGCCGCGCCCGAGCCGCCCGCGGCGCCAGCCCCAGCUGUGGGGGCUGAGGGCGUGCCCGUGCCGCCCGACCUGGACUUCGACGCGAUGGAGUUCGACGCGGCGAUGCAGGAGAUCAUGAGGGACGACGGCGACGAUGACUGGCACCCCGACUCUCACGGGGUGCACGCGGAGCCCGAGCCGGGGGCUUCUCGGCAUCGGCGUCCUGGGGGUCUCCUGGAGGAAGAGGAGACUGAGGAGCGCCGCGAGCGGGAGGCCAAGCGACGGCGCCUGCUGGACGAUGUCCCUGUCUCGAUCCGACAGGGGACUGCAGGAUCCAGCCUCUCGGCGCCUGUCGACUCGGCGAAGUCCGUGCUGGACAAUGACCUGGAUGAGUUCAUGGAGGCCGGCUUGGAGACGUACCAGCAGGGCGAGGCUUUCUUCGUCCAGGAGGGCAUCGGCAAGGAAGAGUUCAUCUUCGGGCUGAUGCGGAAUGCGUUCGAGCACGCUUUCCUGACGAAGCCUGGGAGGAAGGAGAUCAAGCUCGGCAGCUUGCCUGAGGAGCAACGCCGGAUGUUCAUGGAUCGAGGUGGCAGCCGUGAUGCAGAGUGGCGAUCCUGGCAGGACUUUGACGCGGCCGAGCCGAUCCCGCCGGAUGAGAGCGAGGCGCUCCGCGCGGACAAGGCCAACAUCAUCAUCCCGAUGCGCUGGGUGGAUACCGACAAGAACGACGGGAAGUACGAUGAGGCCGGAGCCCCUCUGCCGCUGCUCGCGAAGAGCCGCCUGGUCGUGGUGGGCUUUCGCGACCGCUUGUUGGGUAUGUUCAGGCGGGGCGCUCCCACUGCCUCGCGGCUGGCGGAGGCGCUGCUCCUGACGCUGGCGGCGGCCAUGGGCAUGAUCCUCUCCCUGGGCGACGUCAAGAACGCCUACUUCAAUGGGCAGAACCUGCAGCGCGAGGCAGCAAGGCUAUUCUGGCUAGCGCUGCGUGACGCCUUGCUGUCCGACGGCUGGCUUCAGUCGCGCCUGGAGCCGGCGCUCUUCUACAAGCGCGUGGACGGGCAGCUGAAGGACAUUGCGGUCUCGCACGGUGACGACGUGCUGGUGGCGAGGAUGAAGGACAUGCAGCUGUCGGACCUCUUGCCGAAGGUCCUGGGGGCGUUCCAGUGGAAGUGGAGCGAGCUGCCCUUCACCUUCCGCGGCCGCGAGCUUUCGAGUGAUCCGAGAGGUUUUCUGGUUAAGAUGGUGAACUACGCAAUUUCCCUCAAGCCGAUCAAGAUCCCAGCAGGUCGAAGGAAUCAGUUGCAAGAGGACUUGAACGAGGAUGAGGCGAAGGAACUGCUGAGGGUAUCUGGUGAGGUCGGCUGGCUAGGUCGACAGUGCCGGCUCGACCUAGCCUUCCUCUCGGGCGAGCUGCAGAGGGCCCGAGCGGCCCCGUGUGUGGCGGACCUGGUGAAGGCGAACCUGGCGGUGUCUGAGGCCAAGAAGGGCGCUGAGGUCGCGCUGGUCUACCCGGCCAACUUGAGGCUUUCCAGCGCUGUGAUCGGCGCGGCCGUGGACGCGGGUCACGCGAACGGCCCGGAGCACGACGACAUCGAGCGCUACAAGAGCUUCGGUGGCCACGUGGUGCUCCUCACGACCGACGGCGUCCUGGCCGGGCACCAAGCACCGGUGGCAGUGCUGGACUGGAAGAGUGGCAUGACGCAGCGUGUGUGCCGCUCAACCUUGGCGGCGGAGGCCAGUCACCUGGCAGACGCAGUGGAGGCCGUCGACUGGGCGGCAGUGCUGUUCAGAGAGGCUAUGAAUGUCUCGGUGGAUUGGCUCAAUUGGCAGGGGGAGGUGCAGCGGCUUCCCCGCUUCUGGGCGACAGACGCAAAGUCCGUCUACGACCACCUCACGAAGGGGGGCUCGGCUAAGAGCAAGGACAAGAGGAUGGCGAUCGAGGGCGCCUUGCUCAGAGAAGUGCUGCGCUGCGAGAACACCCACCUCAGGUGGAUUGACGGCUCGCAGAACAUCGCAGAUGUGCUGACGAAGCUUGGGGUGGACAAGGUCUACCUCCACAAGGUGCUGCGGGAGGCCAAGUGGAGCCUGGUGCAGGACCCGGCGGCGGCGGCGAUCAAGAUGAGGAAGAGUAUGCAGCGUGCUAGUCGCAAGACCGCCAUCGACACUACGAAGACGGAGAAGAGGCAGCAGGACAAAUUCGUGAGAGCGAAUGAGAUGCGGGACAUCGCA
Molecule: messenger RNA, 7374 nt
Organism: Prorocentrum cordatum
Lineage: Eukaryota; Dinophyceae; Prorocentrales; Prorocentraceae
Source: the annotation of a GenBank genome assembly